CACACACACACACGCGCGCGCCCUCUGUUCCUCCCCAUCAUGGAAACUGUGUUCCGUUUCUCUGCGUCUCUCCGGUACUUUUCCGUUUCUCUGCGUCUCUCCGGUACUUUUCCGUUUGCCGUCCUGAGCCGCUGCCGCUGCUGCUGCUGCUGCCGGUGAAAAGAACUUCUGUCCUCGGGUGAAUGUGUCCUGUUUUCCCUCCUCUUUCAUCUUCUUGUGCUGCUGUUACAAAGAAGCAAACCUGCGCCGUGUGAGCAAACUGCUGCUGCGCGAGCUUUUUCUAUUUUUGAUGUAUUGUUUGGAUGGAUCGUUUCGAAUCGCGCUCGUCCUGUCCUCACAGACUCCCUCCCUCUCUUUCCUCUCUUUAGAUGGUGAAUGAGCUGAAGUCAAGCUGGUAGUGAAGGCGCUGGACUUGUUCUCCCCUACACCCCAAGCCGGACACAACAUGGCGGCGGGAGUAGCGGCAUGGCUUCCUUUCGCCAGGGCGGCAGCUAUCGGCUGGAUGCCCGUAGCCAAUUUGCCCAUGCCAGUGGCACCGGCUGAGAAGAGCAAGCGGCAGGACGAGCUAAUCAUCCUCAAUGUGAGUGGACGUCGCUUCCAGACCUGGAGGAACACGCUGGACCGGUACCCGGACACACUGCUGGGCAGCUCGGAGAAGGAGUUCUUCUAUAACGAGGAGACCAAAGAGUACUUCUUUGACCGGGACCCCGACGUGUUCCGCAGCGUGCUCAACUUCUACCGCACUGGGAAGCUCCACUACCCGCGGUACGAGUGCAUCUCCUCAUACGACGAGGAGCUGUCCUUCUUUGGCAUCGUACCAGAGAUCAUCGGUGACUGUUGCUACGAAGAGUACAAGGACAGGAAGCGGGAGAACGCAGAGCGCCUCAUGGAUGACCAGGAGGACAACAAGGAUGCUAAGCUGCCCAACAUGACCUUCAGGGAGACCAUGUGGCGGGCCUUCGAGAACCCCCACACCUCCACUAUGGCUCUUGUCUUCUACUACGUCACCGGCUUCUUCAUUGCUGUCUCUGUCAUCACCAACGUGGUGGAGACGGUGCCCUGCGGCUCUGUGCCCAACCAAAAGGAAGUACCGUGUGGUGAGCGCUACACCGUGGCCUUUUUCUGCAUGGACACUGCCUGUGUCAUGAUCUUCACCGUGGAGUACCUGAUGCGCUUGUUUGCUGCGCCCAGCCGCUACCGCUUCAUGAGGUCUGUCAUGAGCAUCAUUGACGUGGUGGCCAUUCUGCCCUAUUACAUCGGCCUGGUGAUGACCGACAACGAGGAUGUGAGCGGCGCCUUUGUGACGCUCCGGGUUUUCCGCGUCUUCCGUAUCUUUAAGUUCUCCCGUCACUCGCAGGGCCUGCGAAUCCUGGGCUACACGCUGAAGAGCUGCGCCUCGGAGCUGGGCUUCCUGCUCUUCUCCCUCACUAUGGCCAUAAUUAUCUUUGCUACGGUGAUGUUCUACGCAGAGAAGGGUUCAACCUCCAGCAAAUUCACCAGCAUCCCAGCCUCCUUCUGGUACACCAUUGUUACUAUGACAACACUGGGGUAUGGAGACAUGGUUCCUAAGACGAUCGCCGGAAAGAUCUUCGGCUCGAUCUGCUCUCUGAGUGGAGUGCUGGUCAUCGCUCUGCCCGUCCCCGUCAUCGUGUCCAACUUCAGCCGCAUUUAUCACCAGAACCAGAGAGCAGACAAGAGGCGGGCACAGAAAGUACAGAAAGCUCGUCUGGCCAGGAUACGAUUAUCAAAGAAGGGAAGCUCCACCGCCUUCCUGCACAGCAAACGCAACGGACUCUUCAACGAAGUUCUGGAGCUGACGCACCUUCCGUACAAGAUGAACCUCUCAGAGCAGAGUUCCACUGAGGAGGAACAACAGUUGAGUAAGUCGACUUCUCUGUUAGAGAGCCAACAUCACCACCUGCUGCACUGUCUGGAGAAAACCACUAACCACGAGUUUGUGGACGAGCAGUAUUACCAGCAGAGCUACCUGGAGGCGGGGCUCCAGAACUACUCCUCGCAAAGCCCCUCCCUCUCCAGCCAGGACGGCGUGACGGGAACGUGCUGCACCCGCCGAAGCAAGAAGCACCACACCCCCUUACCAAACGCCAGCGGCCCCGCCCACAUGCCACCGCUGAGACACGCCCACCCCCGUGGUCUGCAGGAGCUCAGCACCAUACACAUCCAACCACUCAGCACCAGUCGCUCCAGUCUGAACAUGCGCGUGGACGACGCGGCACCGCUGAACUGCCAGAGCAGCCAGAUCACCACGGCGAUCAUCAGCAUUCCCACGCCGCCAGUAACCACCCCCGAGGGCGACGCCCACCUGCCCGUGGGCCCCGCCCACCAGAACGUUGUGAAGGUGUCUGCGCUGUGAAGACGUGAAGAAUUUAAGGAAAGAAAAGACUCCCGGAGACAGACUGAGGGACAGACUGAGGGACAGAGGAGGACUGAGGACGACGACGACGACGAUGAUGAUGAUGAUGAUGGUUCCUAGUCUUAGCUGUGGUGGAGCCUGCCCUCUGCUGGUCGAGCGCUGUGAUGGCAUGGACUCUCUGUGCAGACAGAGGACGGCUUUCAGAAACAGUGUCUUCAUGUUAGUGGUCGGCCUGCAUGUGUGCGUGUGUGCGCGUGUGUGUGUGUCUGAGACGAGUGUGUCACCGUGCCCUCCCCCGGGUUUUGGACUCUCCCCUGUCUGGUGUUUUUUCAGCAGAAGGAACCAAAUCUUUCCUCCUCUCAGUUUUCCGUGUGUUUGUCGGUGAUAAAUUUGUGUUGUGUGUGUGUGCGUGUGUGUGUG
Solea senegalensis (Senegalese sole) is the source of this 2794-nucleotide messenger RNA. RefSeq names its product potassium voltage-gated channel, Shal-related subfamily, member 3 (gene kcnd3). Gene Ontology annotation, cellular component: neuronal cell body; voltage-gated potassium channel complex; membrane. The coding region runs from base 446 to 2374 and encodes 642 amino acids. NCBI's taxonomy places the organism in Eukaryota, Metazoa, Chordata, Actinopteri, Pleuronectiformes, Soleidae. Gene Ontology annotation, biological process: potassium ion export across plasma membrane; protein homooligomerization. The transcript is spliced from 8 exons. Gene Ontology annotation, molecular function: A-type (transient outward) potassium channel activity; protein binding. The record is from RefSeq and is a predicted model, not a curated record.